Messenger RNA from Onthophagus taurus, 654 nucleotides. Lineage: Eukaryota; Metazoa; Arthropoda; Insecta; Coleoptera; Scarabaeidae. The record is from RefSeq and is a predicted model, not a curated record.
GGCACUAUAAAAGUUGACAAUUAAACUUGUUUAGAUGUCAAUUUAAACAUCUGUCCGUUGAAAAAAAAGAUCAUUUCUUGUCUUGGUUCAACCACGCUGUAAGAUAAAAUUGCAACGAUGUCUAUUCAAAGCUUUGUAAGACAGAAUUUCAGCCAAGAAAAUUCUAGUGUGCUACAACGAAAGAAUGAAGGCACUCAAUCAGCAAGAAAACCUUUCAUGGAUCGUUCUUUUAAUAAAUCGAGCCAAAAUGUUGGGUCUGUUAAAAAAGCAGCUUUUUCUACACAAUGUAAAAAUAUUUGUUCAUCUUCCCCGAAAGAUUUUCCAGAGUAUUUAGCUGAUAUUUGCACUAACAGAAUGGAUAAAUUUGAAGAUUUUGUAUUGCCUGAAUAUUCAUUUCCCGCUUUAAGGAAUUUAGAAACUCCACCACCCAAGUUUUACCAAGAACUGAAAGGAGAGAAAUUAUUAGAACCAGAUUUCAGUUUUACAUUUGAUUUAAUAAAAGAAAACAUUUCUUUUGAGGAGUUUAACUUUAAGGAUAUAAAGGAACCUGAGGAACCUGUUUUUGAUUUUAAUUUAUAAGUUCUUGUAUUAUUAAUAUGUAUUUCCUAUAUUUUUGUAGUUUCAUAACAAAUAACAUUUAGUUUGUUCAAUUCA